Molecule: messenger RNA, 2541 nt
Organism: Rosa rugosa (rugosa rose)
Lineage: Eukaryota; Viridiplantae; Streptophyta; Magnoliopsida; Rosales; Rosaceae
Exons: 4
Coding region: 125-2113 (662 amino acids)
Source: RefSeq, a predicted model, not a curated record
UAACACUUUUGCCUCCCCCUUUUCUUCCAUCACCUUUAUCUUUAACACUUUGAUCCCUCAGCAUCUUUAGGAGUUUAUAUUCACAGCAAUUCUAUGUGCAAGGUUUUCAAAUCACCGCCAUUAUAUGAAUAAAAAUCCAACUUGGUCUCUUCAUAGAAUCCCAGAAGCUCCUCACACAACAAUGGCCAAUUCAGCUUCUAAAUGCCUCUUCUUAUUCUUUCUGUCUUUCCUCUUUAGCUGUUCAUCAGGAACUCUGGUAGGUUUCUCCUACCAUGUUAGCGGAAACACUACAACUUCAUCACCAAGUAGAACAAUAUCAUUUCUGAAGCGAAACAAGAUUGCCCCAUCUCAGAUUCGAGUCUUUGUUGAAGAUCAUAGGAUUUUAAGAACUCUGUCCAACACUGGUGUAGCUGUUGAUCUCUACUUGAAUGAGGGCCAUGUUCAAAAUAUCAUAAAUUCCAAAUCUUCUUCAAUCUCAGGGCUGAAAUCCUAUAUAAUGCCCUUUCUCUCACAAGUAAAGAUCAAAAGCAUCGUAGCAACUAGUGGUGACUAUACAAGAAAAUAUGCUCUCUCCAUGCUUUUAUCCACCCUGAAAUCUACACACUCAGUCCUCUCUAGUUUACCUGCUGACCGCAGAAUUAAGGUCUCGGUGGCAUUUCCUUUGUCAUUUUUAGAGAAUAUGAGCACCUCACAUGGAAGAGACCUGCAUAGGAUUUGUGACUACAUCAAACAAGUGAAAUCUGCUGUCAUUGUAGAAGCCAAUAUUGAUGGAGAAUUGAGUAUGGGUGAAAGGUUUGUCCAUUCGAUGAUCGAAAGAGCCAGCCUUGCAAAUUCUCUUCUUCCUUGCACUGAUGUCCCCAUAGUUUUGACAGUCAAGAGUCCAGCAGUUCCCAGUGCAACUGAAGUAGCUGCAUUCGCCGAUAAGGUGUCCAAAGUUUUAGAAAACAACACGUACAUUAUAAGUAGCAUAGUUGGUCUAUAUGCACAAGUAUCUUCAAUGGAAGAUUUUGCACAGAAAGAGACGAAAAGAGCAGAACAACAGAUCUUUCCCUCUUUUCGCCGAGAACUCUCAAGAAACUUCCACCUCAAGACAACUUUACAUGAAGCAGAUGACUCACCAACAAUCUUCCCUACAACUCCCAUAUCUACAACACCACCAAUAUCCACCACUCCAUAUAUUCCCACCCCAACUAUUGUCACUGUCCCCUCUACAAACACAGUACCAAUAGCUCCAUUGAAUCCUAUACCCUCCACCACACCUAUUACUGUGCCCUCCACAAACCCUGUGGAUUCACCAGUACCAGAAGCCAAUCCUACCACAGCACCCCCCAUCACAGUCCCAGGGAAUCCAGUAAUAACCAACCCUGUCACAACUUACCCGGCACCAGCUGGAGUCGUUCCUGUCACAACACCUGUCAUGAAUCCUGUGGCACCUCCUGCAACAAGUACUAAUGCUCCUCCUGUCACGAAUCCGGUGGCACCCCCUGCAACAAGUACUAAUGCUCCUGCAGUUCCAGGACAGAGUUGGUGUGUGGCCAAGAGUGGAGCAUCGGAAACAGCAGUUCAGGCUGGUUUGGACUAUGCUUGUGGGAAGGUAGACUGUUCACAGCUCCAGCAAGGUGGAAGUUGUUACAAUCCAAAUACUCUCCAAAACCAUGCCUCAUAUGCAUUCAACAGCUAUUAUCAGAAGAAUCCAGUUGCAACUAGCUGUGACUUUGGAGGGGUUGCCACAAUAGUUACUACUAAUCCAAGCACUGGUUCAUGUACUUACCUAUCAUCAUCGUCGUCAUCAUCAACAACCCCAACACCAACAACUCCAUCUCCUCCAGCAUCAUCAACUCCAACUCCAAUACCAGCAACAACAACUCCUCCAGCACCAACAUUUACAUCAUUUCCACCACCAGGGGAAGGUGUAUCAGGCUCUGGUACUCCACCCCCUUCAGUUUUAAAUUCAAGCAACCCAGCAGCUUCAGGAACCAUGCCACCAUUUGGGCUCGACAGCCCUCCUGGUUUUAACAGCUCAACAUCCUCUUCAGCUAGCUUGCGGCCCUUUGUUAGUUGCAUCUUUUUGGUAACAGCCUUGGUUACUAGAAAAAUCGUUCUUAACAUGUAGAAGUAUAACCUCCUCCUCUCCCUGUAAGGUUACUUCCAUCUGUUCAAGCUAUGUAAAUAACUACGUAUGCAAGCAAUGAAGCGAAGAAAAUAGAGGAAGCAUGUUCUGGAUGAAAGCAAACUCUUCUACAUCUAAAUUGGGCUGCUAUGGGAGUAUGAAACUACAGUGUUACUCGUUGAGGUUGGGAGGUAUUAUAGAGUUUUGUCAUCAUGUAUAUCAUUUGGUUGAUUAUUGUAGUUCUUUGUAGUGAGCUCAGAGUAGUAGAUUUAAAGUUUAUAUUGCUUCAGAAAUGUAUUAACAGAGCAGUGGUACUGAUGACCAUUCAGUUUCUAUGAAACGCCAAGAAUAGACCAAAUCGAGGUAUGACAUGUUGAGGCAAUAUGCAUUUACUAUACAAUGUAGUAGUUAUAUGUUGGAUUUUGAUGGAA